Molecule: messenger RNA, 1530 nt
Organism: Cetraspora pellucida
Lineage: Eukaryota; Fungi; Glomeromycota; Glomeromycetes; Diversisporales; Gigasporaceae
Source: the annotation of a GenBank genome assembly
AUGCAUUCCAAUUUACUUCGACUUUUCGUUAUAUUUGCAUUAUCAUUUUCUAUUCAUACGGUCUCAGCAUAUUCUAGACAUCGUCAUACUUUUUUUUUUGACGAAGACGUAUUAUCUUCACUUACAGAAGAAACUAUUCAGAAUUUGGAACCGAGAAAAAUUCGCGUGAAAAAUUUUACCGGUGCUCGAGAAUGGAAGGUCUUGGCACCACUCGAUGAUUUUAUCGAGGUGGUAUUAAUUGCUUUAUCAAUUGAAUUAAAUUUUAAACUUUUUUUUCAACGUGAGCCUAUAAAUCUUGCUAACGUACUAGGCUGGAAAGUACGUGUCCAGAUCGCGUCUGGAGGCCAGGGCCUAUCGCACCCUUUUAAUGUUGCACCGACUUCUGGUAUUCAUAUUGGAAUAUCUUUUGACAACGAAACUUUUUCUCACAGGUUAAAUUUUAGAGAGGUAGAAUGUUUAACUAUAUGUAAAUAUCUCGACGUAUUAUUUGGCAAUUUUAUUUGCGAUAGUGGACAACCUCUACAAAAAAUGGUUGGAAGGAAUGCAUACUUUAAAGAAUAUAAUAGACCUUCAAUCUUAGAUUUUGAUUUGAGAUUUGAUGAAGAGACGAAUCAAAUCAUCACUGAUUUGAGGGUGGUAUGGAAUUGUAAAAAUCAAGAUAUAUAUAUUAUUAAAGAAAAUGAACAAGAUAAAGUAGAAUUGGGUGUUUUUGGACAAAAACUUGAUUCUGAGACAUUCCUUGGAGAAAAGAUUAUAAUAGAUAAAGAUGAUAAUAAUUCAGUUCCAACAAUGAUAACCGCCUCACAUCAGGCUCUUUCAUCAAAUUUGUUUUAUUUCAAUUCAAGUGUGACACCAGCUCAAGGCUUUCAUCACUCAUUCAAGACGUCGAUAACCUUGUCUGCCUCAGAACCCAAUUGUGAAUUUUAUAUCCUUCACAUAUUUCCUAAUUCUUUUUUAGUUGAUACCUAUCAAAUUAAUGAGCUUUUUUCUGAUAGUCUUGUACAAAUUUUUGGAGAAACAGAUUUGGAAAAUCCUGUUGGAGUUACCUCACUAAAAUGGGGUAGCGUGGUUUUAGCUAAAGAACACAUUUUAAGACAAGAUAAUGUAUUUGAGUUCAGUCUACCAUUUCGUAUGCGAUAUCAACCAGCAAACUCUGAAGGUUCGCAAACAAGUCAUGUUGUCGUUUCGGCUCCAUGGCCCUUAGUUGUAUAUGCAUGCGAAGACAUGGUCGAAAACGGACAAGUUCCGUUAUUUGCACCAACGCCACUUCCGUUAUCUCUUCUAUUUCCACCAACUACAAAACUUAAAUACAUUCUCCCGAAAAAAGAAUUUAUUCAACAGAACAUUUGUCCUAGCGAAACUGUUAGGGUACCUGUUGGGCAGUUAGACCACUUAAAAUUUACUGAACGUUGGUCAAUAUUUUUCGCUUUGAUAGGAUGUGCUUGGGUAAUAUGGACUAUAAAAAGAAUGCAAAUUCGCUAUUCGGAUAUUGUUAAAAACGAACAAUUAUCAUCAUUGUUGCAUUCAUGA